Messenger RNA from Cryptococcus wingfieldii CBS 7118, 555 nucleotides. RefSeq lists its product as hypothetical. The transcript has 6 exons. The coding region runs from base 1 to 555 and encodes 184 amino acids. NCBI's taxonomy places the organism in Eukaryota, Fungi, Basidiomycota, Tremellomycetes, Tremellales, Cryptococcaceae. The record is from RefSeq and is a predicted model, not a curated record.
AUGAACGAAGCCCAGCUGGUGAAAUCGAUCCAGAGCGGGAUGAUGUCUGUCAAGCUGAAAGCCAUCGAUGAUCCCAACGCAAUGGAGGAGCUCUACCUGCAAAUGAUAGAACCCAAGAAAUGGCUGUCAUGUCUGGAAGAAGACGAAACUGGCAAAUACAUUCCGGAUCUGAUGAGAGUGAUAUACAAGCUGCUAGACCCAGAGUCUGAGGGGUGGACUGGUGGUGGUGCAAAUCUGCAAAACCCGUCUACAGACGAGCGGAAUACCAGAGACAAGACUCCUCCGCCGAAACCCAAGACGCCGGAACCCGCUCGCCCUGCGCCCGACAUCGAUCCACAAAUUCGAGAAAUGCAGGAGCAACUGGCGCAGGCGCAAGCCCAGAUCAAUGCGUUCAGCUCGCAACAAGCAAAGGCGAGCCAGGGUGGUCCGGGGAAAUCGUCUCAACAAUCUCCGGUCAAGCCCAAAGCGCCCAAGAAUGCCAACAGACUCCAGCCGACUCAGAAGAGGAGAAAAAUCGUGGAGGAUGAGUUUGCGGGAAGUGAUGAUAGUGAUUAG